This is a messenger RNA of Theileria annulata, 1539 nucleotides long. RefSeq names its product polyA polymerase, putative. Gene Ontology annotation, molecular function: poly(A) RNA polymerase activity; RNA binding. The transcript is spliced from 4 exons. Lineage: Eukaryota; Apicomplexa; Aconoidasida; Piroplasmida; Theileriidae. Gene Ontology annotation, cellular component: nucleus. The record is from RefSeq and is a predicted model, not a curated record. The coding region runs from base 1 to 1539 and encodes 512 amino acids.
AUGGUUCUUCCUGUACAAUCUAUCCAAUUGAAUCAGUAUGGAAUAACUGAUCCUGUGUCCAACGAAGGUCCAACAAACAACGAUAUCAAGGCUUCCAGAGAACUUCUUAACCUACUAAAAUCAUAUAAUUUGUAUGAAACUGAUGAAGGUAAAAAAAGAAGAGAAGAUAUUCUGGAAUCUCUGAACCGCCUCCUCCAACAGUUUGUUAGAAGGCAAGCUAAAAUUAAUAGAGGAUUAACAGAUCAAGAAGCAAGUCAAGUUUCAGGUAAACUGCUUACUUUUGGAUCAUAUAGGUUGGGAAUCGUAGCUCCAGAUAGCGAUAUCGACGUUUUGUGCCUAUGCCCGAGGAGCGUAACACGAGAAUCAUUCUUUUCUGAUUUUUAUAAUACAUUGACAAAAGUAGAAGGGAUAUCUAAGUUGCAACCUGUCCCAGACGCCUACACACCAGUAAUUAAACUAUAUUUUUAUGAAAUAAGCAUCGACAUACUGUUUGCCAACUUGGAUGCCCCAACUGUUAGUCCACAUAUUAACGUUUUGGACGAUAACAUUUUACGUAACAUGAAUGACUCUACAGUUCGCAGCAUUAAUGGAUGUAGAGUUGCAAGUUAUAUACUCGACUCUGUCCCAAACAAAAAUUACUUUAGGACAACACUCAGAUUCAUAAAGCUCUGGGCCUCAAGACGUAAAAUAUAUUCAACAGUUGUAGGAUAUCUUGGUGGUGUGGCUUGGGCAAUUUUAACGGCAAGAGUAUGCCAACUGUACCCUAAUUGCGCCCCAAACCAACUCAUAGAGAAAUUUUUCAGGGUAUUCUCAGUAUGGCAGUGGGAAUGCCCAGUGACCUUGUGUAAGAUAAAGGAGCCGCCAAACAUUCCAGGACUAAUGUCGUUCAAAGUAUGGGAUCCGAGAGUUAACCCUCAGGAUCGACAUCACCUGAUGCCAAUAAUUACCCCUGCAUUUCCUUCUAUGAAUUCUACUCAUAAUGUAACUGCAACAACCAAGAAAGUGAUAACAGAGGAGCUUAUGAGGGCUUUGGAGAUUUUUAAAACUCCAAACCUCUCGAAUCUCGAACUGUGGGAGAAGGUUCUAGAGGAACAGGAUGUAUUUUCUAACUACAAGCACUUUCUUGUAAUAGAAGUAUACGGAUCUACUGAACAUGCUCAUGGAAAAUGGGAAGGAUGGAUUGGAAGUAGGAUGAGAUUCCUUAUAAGUAGACUGGAGAACUUAGGAAACACACACAUAAGACCAAUUCCUGGGUUUUUUAAAUUUGAAGAUGAUAAUUGGGAUUAUGCGUCAUCUGCCUUCUUCGCGUUCAAGGUCAUAUCGGGUGUGGCAGAAAACUCAAAAACGCUGGAUAUACGCUCAGCGGUCCAGUCAUUUAAAGAUAUCAUAAACAAUUGGAGCGAUAUGGAGAAGUACAGGGACCAAAUCAGCUUUAAUAUCAAACACCUUAAAAACAACCAACUCCCUGAUUAUGUUCUAUCAAACAAGUCGAAAAAGAGAUCAAUAAAUGAAAUAUCAGAAGAAUCUAAUAGAUUGUAA